Sporothrix brasiliensis 5110 is the source of this 1464-nucleotide messenger RNA. RefSeq lists its product as uncharacterized. Lineage: Eukaryota; Fungi; Ascomycota; Sordariomycetes; Ophiostomatales; Ophiostomataceae. Bases 1 to 1464 code for a protein of 487 amino acids. The record is from RefSeq and is a predicted model, not a curated record. The transcript is spliced from 2 exons.
AUGGCACACUGGCGGUCACAACCCGCUGCCAUGAUGGGCGCUUCCGAGCCCAACCGUGUGCGUCGCAUUUAUCCCGAUAUGGUGACAGACGCCGGCGACUUGAGCGGCGUUGACGCGUUUAGAAGCAGUCAGUCGACCCACCGUCCGCAGGUCUACGUACAUGUCGAGUUCGGUAUCUCUUGGGCUUCGCGCCACGUACCAAACAACCAUGUGUUUACAUACAAGUCGCGUGGCUUGCGUGACCGGCUUGCUAACUUUCCGCGAGAAGCUCCGGAGCCAUCGACACACUAUCUGUCCAGCAGUGUUCCACCUGUCUCGCAACCAGGCUACUUUCCGUCCUUUGAUGGGUUUGCCACGCCGCACCAACAUGGCCAGCAGAAGCAACGCGAACGGCACGCCGUAUACCAAAAUCGAAUGGGCCUUCCGCCUGUCGAUGAGGAGACGCGCUCGUCGAGAUCCUCCAAGGACUCUCGGUCGUCUCAUGAGCGCGGACACUCAGCGCCACCACCGCUGAGCGGUAGCCCCUGGGACAUUACGACAGGCGACGCAUCGGGUCUACCGUUAAACGCUGGCGGCAGCAGGUACGCCGGCCCGACUACGGUUGGCCCGGCACGUGCUGGUCGUCCGCAGAUCUGGAAAGCUCUGCCCGAGCUGCCGACUGGCUAUCGACUUGGUGAAGGCCUUCCCUGGUCACAAGGCCUACCGGAGCCGGGCGUGGAUCCCGAUGACGAGCGGUUGCGUCCGAGGUCACAGCCUGAGGCUGGCGAUUCUUCGUCCAUCCAUCAAUCCCUUGACUACUCACCCUUUCGCCCCUUUACCAACCGCCCGACGGUCCUUCCCAUUCAACCAACGGAUUCAGGGGCACAGCGCCAGCUGGACAUUGAAACCCAGCGAAAGCGCAAUCUCGAAUCCCUCUCCAGCGCCAUGAUGACCAUUGACAACGGCUUCGAAAGCCAAUGGUGGAACCAGGGUGAGCGCCUGAACACCAACGCACACUCGCCAACCGCCCCGACUCAGUCGGUGUGGCCGUCGGGCAUGUCCUCUUCAGCCCUUCCAGUCUCCCUGGUUUUGCCUCCAUCCCUCCAGGGCGAAUCGGACGACGAAGGACAGUCUACCUCCGCUCCCAUGCCGCAGCAGACCUCUUCUCUCCCAUCCUCGCCGUCGUCGCCGCGACGCAUCCGCAUGCCUUCGCUUGGCUGGGCCAUUGCCUCAUCGCCAGUGUCUUCAGAACCCACCGGUGGCCCUAUAUUGCCGUCACCAUCCUCUAUUCUGCCGCGUCACCCGCAACGGGUCAGCAGUCUCGGCAACCACCGCACGAGCCAGUCCAGCCAGAACGUCGUGUCACCCGUUUCCCAGUUCACAGGCAACGACUUAUGGUCGCCUGAAACUCGGAACCGCCAGCUUAGCCGAUCUAUGACGACCCGUUCCGAUGAACUGUUUUUCACGACUGGUCGGUACGCUUGA